Molecule: messenger RNA, 471 nt
Organism: Suncus etruscus (white-toothed pygmy shrew)
Lineage: Eukaryota; Metazoa; Chordata; Mammalia; Eulipotyphla; Soricidae
Gene: SCP2D1
Product: SCP2 sterol binding domain containing 1
Exons: 1
Coding region: 1-471 (156 amino acids)
Cellular component (GO): cytosol
Source: RefSeq, a predicted model, not a curated record
AUGUGGAAGAAAAUUGGCCAUCAACCCAAGAUGAAAGCAGGAGAGGCACUUCCGGCUAGUCAGUACAAGGAGUUGGAUUUAGCCCAUGAACCUGCCAUGCCAAACUCCUUAGAGCUGUCAGAAUUCCAGAGUUUCCAGGUCUUCCAGGAAAUUAGCCAUCACAUCAAAGAAGUGGGGGCCAAAUUUGUAAAGAAAGUCAAUGCCAUUUUUCAGAUGGACAUCACUAAGAAUGGGAAGAUUAUUUUCCAAUGGACUAUUGAUUUGAAAAAUGGGUCUGGAGACAUGUAUCCAGGAUCUGCCAGGGUCCCUGCUGACACAUUCUUCACAAUUCCAGAACCUGUGUUUAUGGAAUUGGUUUUGGGCAAAAUCAACCCUCAGAAAGCUUUCCUUACCGGCAAAUUCAAAGUGAGCGGUAAAGUUCUGCUUGGCCAGAAACUGGAAAGGGUUUUCAAAGACUGGGCUAAAGUUUAA